This is a messenger RNA of Strongylocentrotus purpuratus (purple sea urchin), 3142 nucleotides long. RefSeq lists its product as uncharacterized. Bases 199 to 1032 code for a protein of 277 amino acids. The record is from RefSeq and is a predicted model, not a curated record. NCBI's taxonomy places the organism in Eukaryota, Metazoa, Echinodermata, Echinoidea, Camarodonta, Strongylocentrotidae. The transcript has 3 exons.
GUACCUUUUACGGAAUUAUCAACAAAUCAAGCACAAAACGAUUCCAACACUCCGCAAGGUCUUAACACCGAUCUUCCAACGACGGGGCCCCUGAUCGACGAAUCCAAUGCGACAUCGCUGAUCUCGACGUCCAUCGUCGAAAAAGACUUAACGACAUCGAUAUCAUCUGCACCGUCGAUUUUAAAUUCAUCAGAUGCGAUGGAAACUAUUCAGCCGACUUCGUUAAGCAGUAUGGGCGUAACGAACAACGAAACGAUGUUAAUGACGACGGCUACAGAUGAUUUGGUUACAUACGAACCCGUCACUGACGGUAUUAAUCCAACAUAUGAUGAUGUCAUUACGGCAGUUAGCGAUGAUGAGGGCAUUUUCACAGAAUCAUUCCUUCGCCUGAUCAUCAUCGCUGGUGCUACAGCGGGUUCGUGUCUCGUUCUCCUCAUCUUAGUCUUCAUCAUCGUCGCAUGCUGUCAUAGAAGACGACAACGAAAGAGAAAUGCACGAUACUACGAAUUUAAAAAGAAAGACUUCAGUUCAAAAUAUGAGAAAGUGGAGCAGAGGAACUCAUUAGCACGCGGCAGAGACCAUGCAGAUGGCGGCACACCGAUAGGCGGAGGCUGGGUUUUCAAUUCUAGCGGUUACCAUGGUGAAUAUGAAGACGAAACCGCGCCAAACGUCGCACUGCGCUCCGUCUCACCGCUAGCGGUCGCUACACCACUUCUCAAAGUUUCUCCAGUUGAGGACCAAAAUGGCGUUCCUGAUUCGGGGCACGGCGGCUCGAUCACGGCGGAUGACUCGGCCUUCGGGCUCUCACCGAGCCUCGAAGAGGACAUUGAGAUGGAGUUGAACCCUCUUUACAAAGUCUUGGGGACGUCAGUCGGCACCGCAAGCGAGGUCAGGGAUCAUAGUUACAUCGGAGGUGAUUCGGACACGAUAAGCGAAGGCAACGAACCAGUCGAUGAUGCGCCGAUACGAGACGUUCUUUUCAAUUCAUUUGGUGCUAACAGGGUGGCCAGUGAGGAAGCUGUUGAACUUUGAACUUUCAAUCAUAUUUUUUACAUUAUUAUAUCCAUUUAUAUUAAAUGCAUUCUCAUCCAGUGUGAACGGACUUUCGUUUGGACGAGCUUUUGGAUGAAUGGUGCGCGCAAGCAGGGUGGAGUACUUUUUAUGAAAUAUAUUUUCUCUCUCUUUUGUGUCAUUAGAAUGAUUCGUCUUCCAAUAUCUUCUGCUUUAAUGCCUUGUUCAAGAACGUAGGAUCAGGCUUUAUGAUAUUUCAAUGACUAUGUGCCUUAUUGGAAAUGUCGUUUGAUGUAUAUUUUGAUAAGUAAGACCUAGUGUAAGCUGAAAAUAAGAGAAAUGUGAGGAAUUAACAAGCCAAGCUUAAAAGUGAAUUUGAUUUUAAUUUUUAUCUUAUUUAUUUUUACUAAAACAAAAUAGAUGUAAUCAUGAACUUCAUUAAGUGAAGAGAAGAUGCACAAUUAUAAAAUACAAUAUGACGUACAAUAUAAACAAAGUAUUUUCAUCUUCAUGUUUCGGGGAAUAUACUAUCAUGACCAUUACAUGGUCAUUCAUUAUGAUGGAAGUCAGAUGCUAUCAAAGCACGUUACUUUUCUAGAGAGAAUCUUUUUCAACACCAUAUUCAAUAUUUUCGAGACAGAAUAAUGUGUUUCAUAAUCUCAGUUCCCCAUUUUUACCCAUCAGGGUAGAAAAUGAAAAAAGAGUAAUCACGAAGGGAAAUACAUGUCUGAAAACGGAUCUUUCUAUGAUAAUAAUUUGGAUUGCUGUAUGUUAUUCAAUAAUAUUGAUAGUAAAGCAGAUUUAAAAACAAUAGCAAAGAAAAGGGAAAUGAAACAGCAUGAAAGUAUCCUUUAGUACUCAGGAAAAAAGUACAUGUAGUUUCUUCACUUUGUCUAACCUUUCCCAAAGCAUUUGUAGAAAGCUCCAUGCAAUCUUCAACCAGUUUCAUUUUCCUUUGAAAUGUGUUCAUAGUAAAUUUUAAUUGACUAAAAUAAGUAUUAUAUCAGGGUCAUGAUGGCCGGACCGUAGGUGUAUUGAAAUUGCACGAAAAACGGCUCCUCUUCUUUUGGAGCACGUAAUGUCUAACAUUGUGAGUUUUCUUUAUUAAAAUUCACGCAAGUGAAUGAUACCUGUUGUAUUUUAAGUAUUUUAAUUAUCAAAUGAGCAAAAGGGUAUAUUUGUAAGACCGUGGUCAAAACCGGCCGUGCAUUUCUCUACGUCUGCUCUACGACGGAUUUCGGAGGAAAUCCUUGCAUAGGACUCACGGGUCUGCACGUUUUCUUUUUAAGGCAGCAGAACACUCAAUCGCCUGCAAGAGUUUGUUUUUUCUCUCGACAUAUCCAAUAUCCUCUGCGUGUGGGUAUACGUUUUUUUAAUGAGCGCACGAGACCUAGGCAGUCGUUGUACUUCGGUGCAAACCGCGCAAGGGCUUCCUGCAAGCAUUUCACGGAUUACUUGAGGUCUUCUACCUAGUCGGAGCCGUAUUAAAGACAUCGUACGGCAGUUGCAAGGCACUUGCUUGGGGUUUUAAGGCAUCCAUGAGGCAUCGUAAGAAGGACGUACGAAUAGUAGAGGUUGGCUUACUACCCGACCGUAGCUGCGGACACGGACGUGCAAAAUGACACAGGCGGGCUGUUACCAUAGCAUACACGGCAGAGGGACGAGUCAAGAAAUAACGAACCUAAACAAUAAUCUGACAUGAUCAAAUUCUCUUCGUCAUAACCCAAAGAUGGAUCAAUGAAAUCUUUGGCAAAUAAUAAUUAUUUCGGGCCAUAUUGGGCUCACGCAAUGUAUACAUGACUUUUCUACAAAGCUGUGUGUAAAAUUUAGAUUUAAAAAAAAUCCACGAAAAUCAAUAAUUUAUUUAAAUAAGUUGAUACGAUAUUGCUUCCAGAAAAUGUGGAGGAUUUUUCUGAAAGCAAUAUUCUCAGUUCACAGUUAAAACCUAGAUUAUCAACGAACUGAUGUUUUUUUUGCGCUACUGAGAAAAAUCAACUGAAACCCCACUGGUACCAAGUCCUAGUCUGUCGUAGGUCUGAUCUGAAUGAUCAGUAUAUGAUCGUUAUAUAUAUGUAUGUAUCUGUGAAAAAUAUGCAAAUAAAUGUCACUAUGGAGCUUCUCGUAAACAGAA